AUGGGUGCACAGACGCAAUCUCCUCCGCAAUUCACAUAUAUCCAAUCGAAGGGUAUUUAUCAUGGCCUCCCCGUCAUUGCGGGGCCAGAUUCUCCCAAGGGACUGACUGCGAUUGUAACGGGAGCCAACGGUAUAUCGGGCAGCUACAUGGUCCGCGUGCUAGCUGAGUCCCCCGAGCGCUGGGCAAAUAUAUACGCCAUGUCACGUCGUGCAGCAGUCGAAGAUGGGAAGUAUGGAAAUGUGACGCAUCUCGAGUUGGACUUCUUGGAAACCUCACCAGAAGAUUUGGCCAAGGCUAUGGUGGAGAAUGGGGUUAAGGCUGACUACGUUUUCUACUACUCGUAUAUCCAGGUUCCUCCAAGGGCUGACGGGUUGAUAUGGUCGAAUGCACAGGGGAUGUGCAAUGUGAACGGUGCAUUGCUUUCCAAUUUCCUCAAGGCUCUCAAACUUGCCUCAAUUACGCCCAAGCGCUUCAUGCUCCAAACUGGCGCCAAAAACUACGGUUCACACCUAGGCAGCUCGAAAUCGCCACAAGUAGAAUCAGACCCUCGCGUGACAUUAGAACCAAACUUUUACUAUGACCAAGAAGAUCUGCUCUUCCAGUUUUGCAAGGAGACAGGCGUGGAAUGGAACGUCGUUCGUCCUUCAUUCAUGAUUGGCGCUGCAAGGGACGCAGCCAUGAAUCUGGCAUACGGUCUCGGCGUCUUUGCUGCCGUCCAUGCUCAUUUAGGCGAGCCGCUCAUUUUCCCCGGAAAUAUAGCUUCGUUCGAUGUUAUUAGAGAUUUAUCUUCGUCCAAGUUGACUAGCUACCUGGCGGAGUGGGCCGUACUAAAUCCGGAUGCCCGCAACGAGGCAUUCAAUGCUUGCGACUGCAGCGCUGUGACCCCGGGCGCUCUCUGGACCGCGCUUGCAAAGAUCUACGGAACUGGAUAUAAGGCCCCAGAUCCAAAUGCCGAAUAUCAGUGUUUCAUCUUUCCAUUUGACCCUCCUCCCCGCGGAUUCGGGCCUCCCGAAAAGAUGGAAUUCAGGUACAGUUUUGCCGCAUGGUCGUACGACCCGAAGGUCCACGCAGCAUGGCAAGAACUCUCACAGAAACAUGGCAUUGCCUAUAACCCGUUUUCCUCGCCGGCUGAUCGCAACCGUAUCUUUGGCCUCACGGAUGCCGCUAUUUUGCCCGGAAUUCCCGUGCAGUUCAGCAUGGACAAAUCCCGAAAAUUCGGUUGGCAUGGUACUGUCGACAGUCUCGCGUCGUUGCGCAGUGUUCUCGAGGAACUUAUUGAGAUGAAAAUGUUACCACCACUACCUUCGACCGCGUAG
Messenger RNA from Histoplasma capsulatum G186AR, 1317 nucleotides. RefSeq names its product NAD dependent epimerase/dehydratase. NCBI's taxonomy places the organism in Eukaryota, Fungi, Ascomycota, Eurotiomycetes, Onygenales, Ajellomycetaceae. The transcript has 5 exons. The coding region runs from base 1 to 1317 and encodes 438 amino acids. The record is from RefSeq and is a predicted model, not a curated record.